Molecule: messenger RNA, 1305 nt
Organism: Coccomyxa subellipsoidea C-169
Lineage: Eukaryota; Viridiplantae; Chlorophyta; Trebouxiophyceae; Coccomyxaceae
Product: 3-phosphoshikimate 1-carboxyvinyltransferase
Exons: 8
Coding region: 1-1305 (434 amino acids)
Biological process (GO): chorismate biosynthetic process; aromatic amino acid biosynthetic process
Molecular function (GO): 3-phosphoshikimate 1-carboxyvinyltransferase activity
Source: RefSeq, a predicted model, not a curated record
AUGGAGCAGCUGGUCUUGCAGCCAAUUACAAAGAUAGAAGGCCACGUGAAACUUCCUGGGUCGAAGUCCCUCUCGAACCGCAUCCUGCUUUUAGCUGCCCUGUCCAAAGGCACCACGGUCGUCAAGAACCUCUUGGACAGUGAGGACAUCCGAUACAUGGUCAGUGCUCUCAAGACUCUGGGCAUCCAGCUGGAAGAGAGAUGGGAGCAAUCAGAGAUGGUGGUGCAUGGGUGCAACGGGCGGUUCCCAGUGGAGGGGGCUGAGCUCUUCCUAGGCAACGCUGGCACUGCCAUGCGGCCCUUGACGGCUGCAGUGGCGGCAGCGGGCCAAGGGACUUUUGUGCUGGAUGGCGUUGCGCGCAUGCGCGAGCGGCCCAUCCAGGAUCUGGUGGACGGCCUGAGCCAGCUGGGUGUGCAGGCAGAGUGCAGCUUGGGCACCGGCUGCCCACCCGUCACUGUGCAGGCUGAUGGACUUCCCUCUGGCACGGUUGAGCUGAGUGGAGCUGUGAGCAGCCAGUACCUGACGGCACUGCUGAUGGCGGCUCCGCUGGCGAAAGGCAGCGAGGGCAUCACCAUCAAGAUCCGGGACGAGCUGGUGUCGCAGCCCUACGUGGACAUGACUGUCCGCCUCAUGGAGCGCUUCGGUGUCAAGGUGGAGCGUCUGGACGGUUUGCAGCACAUGCACAUCCCUCCUGGCCAGACCUAUGUGUCGCCAGGCGAGUCAUUUGUUGAGGGCGACGCCUCAUCAGCUUCCUACUUCCUUGCAGGAGCCACCAUCACGGGCGGCACAAUGACAGUGGAGGGCUGCGGCUCUGACAGCCUGCAGGGCGACGUGCGUUUUGCUGAGGUAAUGGGCCUCAUGGGCGCUGAUGUCAGAUGGAGCCCCUACUCCAUCACCAUCACAGGUCCUGCGCGCGGCAGCCUGAAGGGCAUUGACCACGACUGCAAUGACAUCCCAGACGCCGCCAUGACCCUGGCAGUGGCUGCCAUCUUCGCAGAGGGUCAGACGCGCAUCAGAAAUGUCUACAACUGGCGCGUUAAGGAGACCGAGCGGAUGAAGGCAAUUGUGGCGGAGCUGGGGAAGCUGGGUGCUGAUGUGGAAGAGGGGCGCGAUUAUUGUGUGAUCACCCCUCCAGCGCAGCUUAAGCCGGCGGCUAUCGACACCUAUGAUGACCACCGGAUGGCCAUGGCCUUCUCGCUGGCUGCAUGCGGGGAUGUGCCAGUCACCAUCAAUGACCCUGGCUGCACGCGCAAGACCUUCCCCACCUACUUCUCAGUCCUGGAGAGUGUUGUCAGCCGGGCAUGA